This is a messenger RNA of Trichogramma pretiosum, 1531 nucleotides long. It is a transcript of the gene Alg7, whose product is annotated as UDP-N-acetylglucosamine--dolichyl-phosphate N-acetylglucosaminephosphotransferase. Lineage: Eukaryota; Metazoa; Arthropoda; Insecta; Hymenoptera; Trichogrammatidae. Bases 72 to 1283 code for a protein of 403 amino acids. Gene Ontology annotation, molecular function: UDP-N-acetylglucosamine-dolichyl-phosphate N-acetylglucosaminephosphotransferase activity. Gene Ontology annotation, biological process: protein N-linked glycosylation; dolichol-linked oligosaccharide biosynthetic process. The record is from RefSeq and is a predicted model, not a curated record. Gene Ontology annotation, cellular component: membrane. The transcript is spliced from 6 exons.
UGUUCCAUACGCCGGUUGUGCGGUUAUUAGUGUAACUUUAUUUGUGCCAAGUUGACCAAUAAAUAUAAAAAAUGGAUCAAUUACCUUUUCAAAGUUUACCCUUGUGUGGUAUUUUAGCUAUGUCUAUUUGUACAUAUUUUGCAACACUUAGUUUAAUUCCAGUUUUAAGGGAAAAGUUUAUAAAAGCUAACCUUUUUGGCAUUGAUAUGAACAAGAAAACACAUAAGAAAAUUCCAGAAGCCAUGGGGAUUAUUUCAGGAGGCACAUUUCUGAUAACUAUGUUUUUAUUUAUACCUGUACGAUUCAGUUAUUAUAUUUUCAAUGAUGUAAAUCUUCCGCGUAACGAGUUGGAUGAACUUUUGGCAGCUCUGCUAAGUAUUUGUUGUAUGCUACUUUUUGGAUUUUUAGAUGAUGUUUUGAAUCUUAAAUGGAGGCACAAAUUAUUUUUACCAACUAUUUCUAGCUUACCUCUUCUCAUAGUUUAUUAUAUCAAUUCUAAUUCUACAUUGAUCAUCGUACCAAAGCCAUUCAGAACAUUUUUUGGCUUAACUAUAGAUUUGGGGAUCUUUUAUUAUUUUUACAUGUUAAUGCUUGCAGUCUUCUGUACAAAUGCCAUAAAUAUUCAUUCUGGUAUCAAUGGCUUAGAAGCUGGCCAAAGCAUAGUAAUUGCAAUCAGUAUAAUAAUUUUCAAUGGUGUGGAAUUAUUUGGGAAAUGUAUGCAAGCUCAUCAGUUUUCCUUAUAUUUGAUGAUUCCGUUUUUAGCUAGCUCUGUAGCUCUCUUCAAAUACAAUAGGUAUCCAGCAUCAGUUUUCGUGGGGGAUACCUUUUGCUAUUCUUCCGGCAUGACAUUUGUAGUGGUCGGUAUUAUCGGACAUUUCAGCAAAACGAUGCUAUUAUUCUUCAUGCCUCAGAUAUUCAAUUUUCUAUAUAGUGUACCACAACUCUUUCAUUUAAUUCCUUGUCCACGCCAUCGACUUCCCAAAUAUGACGAAAAAACAGAUAUUUCAAAGCCAAGUGUCAUAGUGUUUGAUAAAAAAGAGUUGAACCGUUUAGCACGCUUUAUAAUGUCGAUAUUUCGAUGUUUUCGUGUAGUAGACUGGAAAGAAAGCGACGAUGGAAUCGUCGUUUGUAAUAAUUUAACAUUGAAUAAUUUUGUACUUAUAUUUUUUGGACCGAUCAGAGAACCUAGUUUGACAAAUAUUAUGCUUUUGAUUCAGGUAAUAUGUUCAGUAUUCGCCUUUAUAAUUAGGUAUCCUCUUGCAUCUGUUUUUUAUGAUACUUAAAAAAUUGUUAAAAAGUGUCAACGAAAAGGAAAUAUUUCUAUAAUCGGUGCUAGACAAAGAAUUUUUGUGAUGUUGGAAUAUUAAAUAAAAAUAAGUAUAACUAUUUUUCAGACUAGUGCAGGAAAUAUACACACUAUAUUUCUUACAAAAUUCAUAAAUAUGAUCGUUUAUAACACAUCUGUACAAAGCACCUGUAUGAGGUGCAUUUUUUCAUAAAUAACAAUAAAUUAUAAGAAUUUUUAAUUCAA